Molecule: messenger RNA, 282 nt
Organism: Naumovozyma dairenensis CBS 421
Lineage: Eukaryota; Fungi; Ascomycota; Saccharomycetes; Saccharomycetales; Saccharomycetaceae
Gene: MRPL33
Product: mitochondrial 54S ribosomal protein uL30m
Exons: 1
Coding region: 1-282 (93 amino acids)
Biological process (GO): translation
Cellular component (GO): mitochondrion; large ribosomal subunit
Molecular function (GO): structural constituent of ribosome
Source: RefSeq, a predicted model, not a curated record
AUGGUAUUUUACAAGAUAACGUUACAAAGGUCUUUAAUUGGAUUACCCAAACAAACCAGGACGAUAGUGAAGACGAUUGGUCUUGGGAAGAGAGGUUCUAUUGUUUAUAGGAGAGUUACUCCUGCAAUGGCUGGAUCUCUUGCUAAAGUGAAAGAACUGAUUGAUGUUGAAAUCACAGAGAAGGCUCUUAAUAAGAUGGAACAACGAGAAUUGAGGAAAUCGAAUCCUGGAUUUACUAUAGAGAAGAGAAAUUUGAAUGGAAUAAUAGAUGAUACUCUAUGA